AUGGAGAGGAAGAGAGCAGAAGGCUCCAUCUCCAAGGAAGCCCAAGUGGUGGAGACCCCAGGCUGCCCUCGCAGCUCCUUGCCUCCAGCUGAGGAUGAGGAUGUUAGCUGGGGCCCCUACACCCCCCCCCCCACCUUCCUACCCCCGGGGCGGGACUCGGUGCUUCGCCGCAAAGCUCUGGGCGACCGUCGGGGCUGGAGUUUACGGUGCACGCAGCUCGCCGAAUCCUGCCUCAACGGGGGCAAGUGUGAAACUUUUCUCAACGGGACGGAGGUGUGCCAGUGUAGUGGGGCCUACGUGGGCGAGCGGUGCCAGCUGCCCAACCCCUGCCUCAGCUCCCCCUGCAAGAACGCCGGCACCUGCACCCCGGUGGUGCGCGGCAGCACCGUGGACUACACCUGCGCCUGCCGCCUGGGCUUCACCGACGAGCUCUGCCUGACGCCCCGCGACAACGUCUGCCUCAGCAACCCCUGCCGCAACGGGGGGACCUGCGACCUCCUCACCCUCAGCGAGUACAAGUGCCGCUGCCCCCCGGGCUGGUCAGGCAAAACCUGCCAGCAGGCCGACCCCUGCGCCUCCAACCCCUGCGCCAACGGGGGCCAGUGCGUCCCCUUCGAAGCCCACUACAUCUGCCGCUGCACCGCCGGCUUCCACGGGGCCAACUGCAAGCAGGACGUCAACGAGUGCAACAUCUCGCCCUCCGUCUGCAAGAACGGCGGGAGCUGCACCAAUGAGGUGGGCACCUACCAGUGCUCCUGCAAACCGGCCUACACCGGGCAGAACUGCGAGCACCUCUACGUGCCCUGCAACCCCUCGCCCUGCCAGAACGGGGGGACCUGCCGCCAGAUCGGAGACACCACCUACGACUGCACCUGCCUGCCAGGGUUCACGGGCCAGAACUGUGAGGAGAACAUCAACGACUGCCCAGGCAACAACUGCAAGAAUGGGGGCACCUGCGUGGACGGGGUCAACACCUACAACUGCCAGUGCCCACCGGAGUGGACAGGUCAGUACUGCACUGAGGACGUGGACGAGUGCCAGCUGAUGCCCAACGCUUGCCAGAACGGGGGCACCUGCCACAACAACCACGGCGGCUACAACUGCGUCUGCGUCAACGGCUGGACAGGCGAGGACUGCAGCGAGAACAUUGAUGACUGUGCCAUGGCCGCCUGCUUCCACGGGGCCACCUGCCACGACCGGGUGGCCUCCUUCUACUGCGAGUGCCCCCACGGCCGCACAGGUUUGCUGUGCCACCUUGACGACGCCUGCAUCAGCAACCCCUGCAACGAGGGCUCCAACUGCGACACCAACCCCGUCAACGGCAAAGCCAUCUGCACGUGUCCUUCGGGGUACAUGGGGCCAGCCUGCAACCAGGACGUGGACGAGUGCUCGCUGGGAGCCAACCCUUGCGAACACGCAGGGAAAUGCAUCAACACCCAGGGGUCCUUCCAGUGCCAGUGCCUGCAGGGCUACUCCGGCCCUCGCUGUGAGAUCGAUGUCAAUGAGUGCCUCUCCAACCCCUGCCAGAAUGAUGCCACCUGCCUGGACCAGAUCGGGGAGUUCCAGUGCAUCUGCAUGCCUGGUUACGAGGGGGUUUACUGCGAGAUCAACACGGACGAGUGUGCCAGCAGCCCCUGCCUGCACAACGGCAACUGCCUCGACAAGAUCAAUGAGUUCCACUGCGAGUGUCCCACCGGCUUCAACGGGCACCUGUGCCAGUUCGACAUCGACGAGUGUGCCAGCACCCCCUGCAAGAACGGCGCCAAGUGCGUGGAUGGCCCCAACACCUACAGCUGCGAGUGCACCGAAGGUUUCUCGGGCGCUCACUGCGAGAUCGACAUCGAUGAGUGCGACCCCGACCCGUGCCACUACGGGACCUGCAAGGACAGCAUCGCCGCCUUCACCUGCCUCUGCCAGCCCGGCUACACGGGCCACCGCUGCGACAUCAACAUCAACGAGUGCCAGAGCCAGCCCUGCAAAAACGGGGGGACCUGCCAGGACAGGAACAACGCCUACAACUGCCUCUGCCUCAAAGGGACCACAGGGCCCAACUGCGAGAUCAACCUGGACGACUGCGCCAGCAGCCCCUGCGACUACGGCAAGUGCAUCGACAAGAUCAAUGGCUACGAGUGCACCUGCGAGCCGGGGUACACAGGGCGAAUGUGCAACAUCAACAUCGACGAGUGCUCCAGCAACCCCUGCCACAACGGAGGCACGUGCAAGGAUGGCAUCAACGGCUUCACCUGCCUCUGCCCCGAGGGCUUCCACGACCCCAAGUGCCUCUCCGAAGUCAACGAGUGCAACAGCAACCCCUGCAUCCACGGGAAAUGCCACGACGGGCUCAAUGGCUACAGAUGUGACUGUGACCCAGGCUGGAGCGGGACAAACUGCGACAUUAACAAUAACGAGUGUGAAUCCAAUCCCUGCAUGAAUGGUGGCACCUGCAAGGACAUGACCAGCGGCUACAUCUGCACCUGCAGGGAGGGCUUCAGCGGACCCAACUGCCAGACCAACAUCAACGAAUGCGCUUCCAACCCCUGCCUGAACCAAGGCACGUGCAUCGAUGAUGUCGCUGGCUACACCUGCAACUGUCUCCUGCCCUACACAGGAGCCACCUGCGAGGACGUGCUGGCCCCCUGCGCUGGCAGCCCCUGCAAGAACGGCGGCGAGUGCCAGGAGUCAGAAGACUAUGAGAGCUUCUCCUGCAGUUGCCCCUCUGGCUGGCAAGGUCAGACCUGUGAGAUCGACAUCAACGAGUGCGUGAAGAGCCCCUGCCGCAACGGGGCCACCUGCCAGAACACCAACGGGAGCUACCGCUGCGCCUGCAGGACCGGCUUCACCGGCCGCAACUGCGACACCGACAUCGAUGACUGCAAGCCCAAUCCAUGCCACAACGGUGGUUCCUGCUCUGAUGGCGUUGGCACCUUCUUCUGCGAGUGCCUGGCUGGUUUCCGUGGGCCCAAGUGCGAGGAGGACAUCAAUGAGUGUGCCAGCAACCCCUGCAAGAACGGUGCCAACUGCACCGACUGCGUCAACAGCUACACCUGCACCUGCCCCUCCGGCUUCAGCGGCAUCCACUGCGAGAACAACACACCUGACUGCACCGAGAGCUCCUGCUUCAACGGUGGGACCUGCGUGGAUGGCAUCAACACCUUCACCUGCCUCUGUCCGGCCGGCUUCACGGGCAGCUACUGCGAGCAUGACAUUAACGAGUGCGACUCCAAGCCGUGCCUGAACGGGGGCACGUGUCAGGACAGCUACGGGACAUACAAGUGCACUUGUCCCCAGGGAUACACCGGACUCAACUGCCAGAACCUGGUGCGUUGGUGCGACUCCUCUCCCUGCAAAAACGGAGGCAAGUGCUGGCAGACCAACAACCUGUACCGCUGCGAGUGCAACAGCGGGUGGACAGGGCUCUACUGCGACGUCCCCAGUGUCUCCUGCGAGGUGGCUGCUAAGCAGCAAGGUAUCGAUGUAGCACAUCUCUGCAGGAAUUCAGGGCUGUGUGUGGACACUGGCAACACUCACUUCUGCCGCUGCCAGGCUGGUUACACCGGCAGCUACUGCGAGGAGCAGGUGGAUGAGUGUUCCCCCAACCCCUGCCAGAACGGAGCCACCUGCACGGACUACCUGGGGGGCUACUCCUGUGAGUGCGUGGCUGGUUAUCAUGGAGUUAAUUGCUCGGAGGAGAUCAAUGAGUGCUUGUCCCACCCAUGCCAGAAUGGAGGAACCUGCAUCGAUCUCAUCAAUACCUACAAAUGCUCCUGCCCCAGAGGAACUCAAGGGGAGCGCUGCGAGGGAGACGUCAACGAGUGCCUGUCCAACCCCUGCGACGCCCGCGGCACCCAGAACUGCGUGCAGCGGGUCAACGACUACAAAUGCGAGUGCCGACCGGGCUACACAGGCCGUCGCUGCGACACCGUGGUGGACGGCUGUAAAGGCAAACCCUGCAGGAACGGGGGAACGUGCGCGGUUGCCAGCAACACCGGCCGUGGCUUCAUCUGCAAAUGCCCCCCGGGCUUCGUGGGUGCCACCUGCGAGAACGACUCCCGCACCUGUGGGAACCUCCACUGCCUGAACGGUGGCACCUGCAUCUCCAUCCACAAGAGCUCCAAGUGCAUGUGCGCGCCGGCCUUCACGGGUCCCGAAUGCCAGUACCCGGCCAGCAGCCCCUGCACCUCCACCACCUGCUACAACGGGGGCACCUGCGAGUUCUUCAGCGAGGCCUCCCCCUACUACCGCUGCAACUGCCCCGCCAACUUCAACGGCCUCAACUGCCACAUCCUCGACUUCGAUUUCCAGGGUGGGAUCGGGAAGGACAUCGUCCCACCCAAAAUCGAGGAGAAGUGCGAGAUCGCCGUCUGCGCCGGGUACGCCGGCAACAAGAUCUGCGACGGGAAGUGCAACAACCACGCCUGCGGCUGGGACGGGGGAGACUGCUCCCUCAACUUCAACGACCCCUGGAAGAACUGCUCCCAGUCCCUGCAGUGCUGGAAGUACUUCAACGACGGCAAGUGCGACUCGCAGUGCAACAACGCUGGCUGCCUCUACGAUGGGUUCGACUGCCAGAAAUACGAAGGGCAGUGCAACCCCCUGUACGACCAGUACUGCAAAGAUCACUUCUCAGAUGGUCACUGUGACCAGGGCUGCAAUAAUUUUGAGUGUGAAUGGGACGGUCUGGACUGUGCAAACAACAUGCCGGAGAAGCUUGCGGAUGGCACGCUGGUGGUGGUGGUCCUCAUCACUCCCGAGAACCUGAAGAACAACUCCUUCAACUUCCUGCGGGAGCUGAGCCGCGUGCUGCACACCAACGUGGUCUUCAAGAAGAAUGCCAAGGGAGAGUAUAUGAUCUUCCCCUACUACGGCAAUGAGGAGGAGCUGAAAAAGCAUUACAUCAAGAGGUCAACAGAGGACUGGUCAGAUAUGUCCAGUGCGGUCAUCAACAAAGUAAAGAGCAGCCUCUACUCCAGGGCUGGCCGAAGGCAGAAGAGAGAGCUCGAUCAGAUGGACAUCAGAGGAUCCAUCGUUUACUUGGAAAUUGACAACCGCCAGUGCAUCCAGUCCUCUUCCCAGUGCUUCCAGAGCGCAACCGAUGUGGCAGCUUUCCUGGGUGCCUUGGCCUCCCUCGGCAACCUCAACAUACCCUACAAAAUAGAAGCUGUUAAAAGUGAAACAGCUGAGCCCGCGAAGAACUCCCAGCUGUAUCCUAUGUACGUGGUGGUGGCCGCGCUGGUCUUGCUUGCUUUCAUUGGAGUGGGAGUACUGGUGUCUCGGAAGCGGCGCAGGGAGCAUGGGCAGCUUUGGUUCCCUGAAGGCUUCAAAGUGACAGAGUCGAGCAAGAAGAAGCGACGAGAACCGCUCGGGGAGGAUUCAGUUGGACUGAAACCCCUCAAAAAUGCUUCAGACGGCACGCUGAUGGAUGACAACCAAAAUGAGUGGGGCGAUGAGGAGACCUUGGACACCAAGAAGUUCAGGUUUGAGGAGCAGGCGAUGCUGCCCGACACGGAUGACCAGACAGACCACAGGCAGUGGACCCAGCAGCACCUGGAUGCCGCUGACCUGCGCAUCUCCUCCAUGGCACCCACCCCACCCCAGGGGGAAAUCGAUGCUGACUGUAUGGAUGUCAACGUCAGAGGUCCUGAUGGCUUCACCCCCCUCAUGAUCGCCUCGUGCAGCGGAGGAGGGCUGGAGACCGGCAACAGCGAAGAGGAAGACGAUGCUCCCGCCGUCAUCUCCGAUUUCAUUUACCAAGGCGCCAGUUUACACAACCAGACGGACCGCACCGGCGAGACGGCGCUUCACCUGGCAGCCAGGUACUCCCGCUCCGACGCGGCCAAGCGCCUGCUGGAAGCCAGCGCCGACGCGAACAUCCAGGAUAACAUGGGCAGGACCCCCCUCCACGCCGCCGUCUCUGCCGAUGCCCAAGGAGUCUUCCAGAUCCUGAUCAGGAACAGGGCAACCGAUCUCGACGCCCGAAUGCAUGACGGGACCACUCCUCUGAUCUUGGCCGCUCGCUUGGCUGUGGAGGGCAUGUUGGACGAUCUCAUCAACUGCCAUGCAGACGUCAAUGCCGUGGAUGACCUAGGCAAGUCAGCACUGCACUGGGCAGCUGCUGUGAAUAACGUUGAAGCCGCGGUCGUCCUCCUGAAGAACGGUGCCAAUAAGGACAUGCAGAACAAUAAGGAGGAGACCCCACUGUUCCUGGCAGCCAGAGAAGGGAGCUACGAAACUGCCAAGGUCCUGCUGGACCAUUUUGCCAACCGCGACAUCACGGACCACAUGGACCGGCUCCCGCGGGACAUCGCCCAGGAGCGCAUGCACCACGACAUCGUCAGGCUGCUGGACGAGUACAACCUGGUGCGGAGCCCACCGCUGCACAACGGCCCUCUGGGGGCACCCACCCUGUCCCCACCGCUCUGCUCUCCCAACAGCUACAUCGGCAACCUGAAACCUGCCGUCCAGGGCAAGAAAGCCAGGAAGCCCAGUACCAAGGGCCUGAGCUGCAACGGCAAAGAUGCCAAAGAUCUCAAAGCCCGGCGGAAAAAAUCCCAAGAUGGGAAGGGUUGUCUGCUCGACAACUCCAGCGUGUUGUCUCCGGUGGAUUCCCUGGAGUCGCCCCAUGGGUACCUGUCGGAUGUUGCCUCUCCUCCGCUGAUGACCUCUCCGUUUCAGCAGUCCCCUUCCAUGCCUCUGAAUCACCUGCCGGGCAUGCCUGAUGCCCACAUGAGCAUCAACCACCUCAACAUGGCGGGUAAGCAGGAUAUGGCCAUGGGAAACUCCAGCAGGAUGGCCUUCGAUUCGGUGCCGCCGCGUCUCUCUCACCUCCCCGUCUCCAGCCCCAGCACGGUGAUGAGCAACGCCCCCAUGAAUUUCUCCGUGGGCGGAGCGGCCGGUCUGAACGGGCAGUGCGACUGGCUCACCAGGCUGCAGAACGGCAUGGUCCAGAACCAGUACAACCCCCUGAGAGGCAACAUGCAGCCCGGGGCCCACCAGCAGCCUCAAAACCUUCAACACGGCAUGAUGACCUCCCUGCACAACGGCUUGCCCACCACAAGCUUGUCGCAGAUGAUGAGCUACCAGGCCAUGCCCAGCACCCGGCUGGCUUCCCAGCCUCACCUGAUGCCGAGCCAGCAGCUCCAGCAGAUGCAGCAGCAGCAGCUCCAGCAGCAGAACAUGCAGCCCCAGCAGCAGGCGCAGCCACCCCAGCAGCAGCAGGCGCAGCAGCAGGCGCAGCAGCAUCACAACCCCAGCUCCAACGCCAGCGGCCACAUGGGCCAAAAUUUCCUCGGUACGGAGCUGAGCCAGCCCGACAUGCAGCCGGUGAGCAGCAGCACCAUGGCGGUCCACACCAUCCUGCCUCAAGAUUCCCAGAUGCUGCCCACCUCCCUGCCAUCCUCCCUCGCCCAGCCCAUGACCACCACCCAGUUCCUAACUCCACCUUCCCAGCACAGUUAUUCCUCCCCCUUGGACAACACCCCCAGCCACCAGCUCCAGGUGCCCGACCACCCUUUCCUAACGCCGUCUCCGGAGUCGCCGGACCAGUGGUCCAGCUCCUCUCCUCACUCCAACGUGUCCGACUGGUCCGAGGGCAUCUCCAGCCCUCCCACCAGUAUGCAGUCACAGAUGGGACACAUCCCCGAAGCCUUCAAGUAAAAGACGGUGUUUCAGAGACGCUGGCGCCCAGCGGGAGUUAGAAGCUCGAGGGAGUUGUUUUUUUUUUUAAAAAAGGACAUUGGAUGCUUUUAUUAAAGGAUCCUUUUUAAAUAUGUUUUUAUAAAAAAAAAAAAAAAGACAAAUUAAUUCCUUUUUUUUUUUUAGUAUUUAUUUAUGUACUUUUUAUUUUACAUGAAAACACUGCCUUUUUAUUUAUAUGUUCUAUUGUUAAGAACUCAAUGUGGGACACCAGUUGUGUUUCAAGAAAUCAAAAAAUUAGGUUUUUAUAGGACAUUCUUUUUUGUUUGGGGGGGGUUCAUUGUGUUUGAAUUGAGAGGAAAUGUUUAUGUAAAGCUAUAAGCAGCAAUUUGUGAUUCUGAAAUGCCAUUAAUUUAUUUUUUUCUCUUUCAAUUCAGAAAGAGAGGUGAUAAAGAAAAGAGGAGGGAAAAAUUGACUAAAAAAACUACUCCUUGGGGAGGGGAAAUUAAGUGUGGAUGGAUUUUUGAAAUGUACUUUAAAAUGUUUCCUUUGCUGUUCUAUCUGAGAGGACAUUUUAUGGUACCAGUCAUAAAUCUUUGUUUAAAUUUCAGUAUUAUAUAGUUGUACAUUUGCCUUGAUAAUAGAAAUUUUUUGUUCUCUCUUGGUUUUAUAUAUAUAAGAAUAUAUAUAUUUAAAUGAUUUUUAUGAUCUAAAGAAAAGAAAAAAAAUCAGGAUUAUAGACCUGUAAGAACAGGUUCUAAGGUAAAAAGAAAAAAAACCCCUACAAAACAUGAAUACCGUCCCCCACCAAAAAGAAAUGUAUUUGCCAAACUUUAUAAGAGAGCAAGCCCAUAACUCUGGAGUAUAUACCAAACCCAUAACUGUGGAGUUUAUACACAAAAGGAGACUUAAUUUUACUUUGAAUAUCUUUACUGGUUUGUUUUUUUGGUUUUUUUUUUGUUUUGUUUUCGUGUUUGCAUUUGAGUAACUGUUUUAAGAAAGAAAUGCCAAUAUAAACUUGUAAAGCACAUCCUUAUUUUAAGGAUGGCCUGCCUGUUUUUUAAAGAAGGCGUUGCCUGUUACCGAGGAGGACCUGAGUGAGGUGAGGGAGCGUUGAUACCACUGCCACCGCCCCGGGCUCCUCUCCGGCUCCCCUGGGAUGCUGGACUGGCUCAACAGGAGGGCGAAGGCCAGCAUGGCCCAGUCCGUGCUGGGAAACGUUAACAUUUUGUUCUUGUUAGUCCGGAGUGAUGCAUCUUUUUUUAUAUUGGUGUACACUCUUCCUGUGUAUCAUGUAAAAUAUAGUAUAAGCCUGUGGCAGAUUUAAUGUUUGUAAAUAUCUUCUUCUUUUUUUUUUUUUUUUUUUUUUUUAAAAAAAAGAAAAGGUGGAUUUUGUUUCAAAAAUCUAAAUGAGCAAGUCUUAAAUAUAUCAUAAAUAUAUCACCUUAUAGAGGUGUUUGGAAUAUCACUCACUCGGGUGCAAAGGCAAGCAGACACCCUCAGACUAGAUACGUGUAUGGGACAGGCAGAUAGAGAGCAGCUGAUCAAGAAAACCUAAGAAAAGGGUUCCUUUUCCUCACUCCUUUUUAUUAGAACACCAAAUAAAACGGAUAUUUCUCAAGGCACAGCGCCUUGCUGAGCACUCAUCUUAGUUAACAUUUCAGACCAUUGUUAUUGUGACAUGCCUAAUAUGAGUGAUAAAAACAUCACGUGGUGUUGAAUCUUCCUAUGUUUUAUAAACUAGAGUGUAGUUUAAGAAAAGAUAUCUUCUGUAAUAAAGCUAUCUACAUGCAAAGUUGUAGUUUGCAAAAAUGAUGUAUUUUUUUUGGUUAACGGAUUUGCAAUAAAUGAUGCUUCUGGGCAUCUAGAUUUUACUAAAA
Molecule: messenger RNA, 9512 nt
Organism: Calidris pugnax (ruff)
Lineage: Eukaryota; Metazoa; Chordata; Aves; Charadriiformes; Scolopacidae
Gene: NOTCH1
Product: notch 1
Exons: 35
Coding region: 1-7653 (2550 amino acids)
Biological process (GO): cell differentiation; multicellular organism development; Notch signaling pathway
Cellular component (GO): membrane
Molecular function (GO): signaling receptor activity; calcium ion binding; Notch binding
Source: RefSeq, a predicted model, not a curated record